CUCUCACAGCAGGACGUGUAUAUGUGUGUGUGUGUGUGUGUGUAGUUUGUUCAUUUCAUUUUUUUUCAGCUGCUGCCUGCAAAACACACAAAAACCCCCUUCAAUCGGAUAUUUCUCAUUUUUACUCCAUUUUUACCUUGUUUUUUUGCCUUUUUUGGGAGAAAGUUUCUCCUUUUUUUGUUGGUGUUGUUGUUGGUGUUGUUGGUUGAAGCUCAAAGAGGAAUAAAAAAAAAGAAAGAAAGCUAGACUCAGAAGGAGAAGAAGAAGAAAACAGAGACCAACCUGGAGGAGGAAAAGGGCGUUCAUACUUGUUGAAGUAACCAUGGAAGUUCCUGGUAUGCAGAGUUCUCAGAUUGAUCCGGAGGAGUUGUUCACCAAAUUGGAUCGGAUUGGUAAAGGAUCCUUCGGAGAGGUGUUCAAAGGUAUCGAUAACCGUACUCAGAGCGUCGUCGCCAUUAAGACAAUCGAUCUGGAGGAGGCGGAGGACGAGAUCGAGGACAUCCAGCAGGAGAUCACAGUUCUCAGUCAGUGUGACAGUCCGUACAUCACCAAGUACUACGGCUCCUACCUGAAGGGCAGUAAACUAUGGAUCAUCAUGGAGUAUCUCGGUGGAGGAUCUGCACUCGACUUGCUUCGGGCGGGUCCGUUUGAUGAAUCCCAGAUUGCCACCAUGCUGAAGGAGAUCCUGAAGGGGCUCGACUACCUGCACUCCGAGAAGAAGAUCCACAGAGACAUCAAAGCCGCCAACGUCCUGCUGUCGGAGCACGGUCAGGUGAAGCUGGCGGACUUCGGUGUGGCCGGUCAGCUCACGGACACGCAGAUCAAGAGGGAAACCUUUGUGGGAACGCCAUUCUGGAUGGCUCCCGAAGUCAUCCAGCAGUCGGCCUACGACUCAAAGGCUGAUAUUUGGUCGCUGGGCAUCACCGCCAUCGAGCUCGCCAAAGGUGAACCUCCGAAUUCGGACAUGCAUCCGAUGCGAGUGCUGUUCCACAUCCCCAAAUCUCCUCCCCCGACGCUGACCGGCGAUUUCUCCAAGAGCUUCAAAGAGUUCACCGAGGCCUGCCUCAACAAGGACCCGGCCUUCCGUCCCACAGCCAAGGAGCUGCUCAAACACAAGUUCAUCGUCAAACACUGUAAGAAGACGUCCUACCUCAGCGAGCUGAUCGACAGGUACAGGAGGUGGAAGGAAGAGGGACACAGCGACAGCAGCUCCGACGACUCCGACAGUGAGUCCAGUAAUAAGGAGAACGACAAAUCUCCUGAGUGGUCCUUCACCACCGUCCGCAAGAAGAAGACAGAGGGCAGGAAGGUCCUUCAGGGGACGGGUCAGGAUCAGCUGAGUAAAUCCGCCAGUCUGACCACAGUCAUCUCUCCUGUCUUCACUGAGUUGAAGCAGCAGCACAAGGAGCACUCUGAGCAGCGAUUGGCUAUCGAGGAGCUAGAACGCAACAUCCGAAUGGCUGAAGACGUCUGUCCUGGCAUCACGGACAGGAUGGUCACACACAUCAUUGCCAGGUACCAAAAAUUCACGACCAACUGAGGAGUGGAGAGAUCGAAAAAGGAAAACGAAGAGAGACUGUGUCUCCGUAUGGUGACGCUGCUGGAUGAUUGGAAACAGAGGAGAUUUUGCUGUGCGAUGUCUCCUCGCUGUACACACACAAAAACACACACGCAGACACACACACCACCCACACACACACACACACACUACUAAUGUAAUAUAUACACUAUAUAUUUUAUAUAUAUAUAAAUAUAUAUAUAAAUAUUCGAUCACUGCUGCUGGCUGAAGAACUUUUUCUCUCCAAGUUGGAUCUGAUAACAGCCGCAUUUUUGGUCUGGCGGUUUGAAAAUACAAUCAGAAAUUGUUUUCAUUUCUCCUUUGUUAGGGUUGUGAACUUCAUUUUCUAAAAAUGUAAUUACUUGUCAAGUUUCAUUUUUGGAUAUGUCUAAAAUAAAGGAGGCCAUUUUGUCUGGCAGUUUUCUGAUUUUUCUUAACCUUUAAAAUCAUCAUAAUGUGCCUUAAUUCUUUGUCAUUUUCUAAAAGAAGAUGUCACCUUUUUUUUUUUCACGGUGAUGUCAAUUUUUUGUUAAAGCCGCGCACAGAAAGGUAUAAAGAAGAGGGCUCUCGUCCAACAGCAGUGGUAUGUUUUGUGUCAUGACUUGCCUGGACUUUGUAGAUGUCUGUAUGUUUGGUAGCACUUGAGACAGAUGAUAUGCCAAUAUUACAUUUAUUGUGUUGUCUUCAGUAAUGCUUAUAAAUUACAGUUCCCUGAUACCAGAAUUGGGUCAGCAAAGUUAUUAAAUAUUUAUUAUUCCACCACUGAAACAAUCCUGAAAGGAAACUAGUUAAUAUGUUUUACUACAUUACAUUUUACUAAUUUGGGAUUUUAGAAAUAUUUUUUGUUGUUGUUACAGAUUCCCAGUAAACAGAUGGUUGGCUAAGCAGCUGUUAGCUUAAGAUUACAGACCCAUUUUAUGACUACUUUUUGGGAGCUUUCAGACUCUUGCCUGGCUUGGUAACACAAGUAGCUUGCUAACCAGUUAGCUAACUGUUGUUGUAGCUUUGCUAACCAUAGCUAGCUAAAUUUACCAUUUGUUGUGUGUCUGAAAUCCUCUAAUUUUAUUUAAAUAAUGCUAAGGUAAAGUUUUCUGGGAUGAGUGUAAUUCAUAAAGUAUCUGGCGGAAAUAAGAUUUCAGUGAUGCAAAUAAGGUACAACCACAUAAAGGUCUUCCACUUGCUCAUGAUAAGUUUUUAAAACUUUGGGAAAUGAGUCAGUCGUGAGCGUACAGGGAGCUGUAAUUAAAAGUAUUACUGACAGUUUGUACCAAAGACA
Messenger RNA from Scomber japonicus (chub mackerel), 2834 nucleotides. RefSeq names its product serine/threonine protein kinase 26 (gene stk26). Gene Ontology annotation, biological process: protein phosphorylation. Gene Ontology annotation, molecular function: ATP binding; protein kinase activity. The coding region runs from base 323 to 1540 and encodes 405 amino acids. The record is from RefSeq and is a predicted model, not a curated record. Lineage: Eukaryota; Metazoa; Chordata; Actinopteri; Scombriformes; Scombridae. The transcript is spliced from 13 exons.